Prorocentrum cordatum is the source of this 1085-nucleotide messenger RNA. The record is from the annotation of a GenBank genome assembly. NCBI's taxonomy places the organism in Eukaryota, Dinophyceae, Prorocentrales, Prorocentraceae.
GCGGCCCUCGCUACGUAUCCAUACCCUUACAAGAUCUUCUACAAUCACCUCUCGCAGAAGGCGGGAGGCACAGCAUUCUUGGUGCCAAUGGCAGAUCGUGACCAGGAGGACCCUCAGGUGUUCUUUGACCAUCAGAUAUUGGCCGCGGGAAGGGUGGCCCUUCUCACAAUACACAACGCCGCCGACAACUUCACGAUGAAGAUCAUGAACGUACACAACUUCGAGUUGGACAUCAUUGCCCAGACCAAGAUUGCGCACACAUGGAAGGACAUGGUUCAAUGGAAUAUUGAGAACCCUGUUACUAGAGCGUUUGUGGCUGCUGGAGAUUUCAAUGUCAAGUCAGGUCCUACACGUAGCUACACCGAUCCUGUUUCUCAGACAUUCACGCCAGGAACGCUGCCUGCUGAGACGGCUCGGGGCACUCAACCUUUGCAAGCGUUCUGGGAAAGACUCUUUGCGAUGGUUACGGAGAUCUCCACGGACUGCCCUACACAUUACUGCAGAGAUACGUCCACGGCGGCUACACUGGAUAGGUUCUUCAUUGCCACCCCAGCGUACUACCUGCUCGACGUUGAGGUGAUCGCGGAGGUGGAUAUUGAUGCUGCCGCCAUCUCGGACUCCAGGCUCAGCGACCACACGCCGAUCACCCUGCAUCUUAGGGAUCGAGCCCGCCAGAGUGAACAGACAGGCAUACCAGAGCACGUCCUUCGAGAUCCGCGCUAUGGUGAAAUUCUCGGUCAGCUUCUCGAUGCUGCACAACUACAUCGAUUUCCUGCGGUCUACCAGUGGAGAUGCAUGAAGGACUUCAUGUCUGAGGCGGCACGCCAAGUCCGCAAUGAGUUGCAGCGCAUGCCGAUUUCCGCCAAGGACCCUCGUGCCAAGGGGGGGCGCCUUAUCACGCUCCGAGCUAUCUCACGAUGUGUCUGGCGCAACGAUGUUGGCACCGCCUACAAGCUGAUGGCCACCACGGCCGACGGCGAGCGCUUCCUGACCGUCUCCAACGGCUGCGUCGAGCUCGGCGAGCGGCAGGAGUUCGGCGCCUUGAUGCGUGCCAUCAACUACGACUACCAGAUGAGGGAGGCCAG